UAUAUAUAUAUAUAUUAUAAUAUUUCAGAUGGAUUUACCGAACAGGACAUUGUUGCAAAUGCAAUCUUGAUGUUUUUCGCCGGUUUCGAACCCGUGUCUUCCACGUUGAGUUUUUGUUUGUACCAGUUAGCUCUGAACCAACACAACCAGGAAGAAAUGCGCGACGAGAUGAAUUCAAAGGUGAAAGAACACGGGAAAAUUAACAAUGAUUUUUUGGUAGAUCUUCAUUACAGCGACAUGGUAUUGGCAGGUGAAUAUUGCGAUUUAAGAUUAAAUGUCCGGCCGGCCAUGGCAGAAACCUACGGUUGCCCAAUUCGAAAUUCUGCCAAAACUAAAUACACGUGUUAACCCAACCAACAGUAGCCACAGUUGAAAAACCACCCGCAAUGGCCUAUGUUUCCGCGGGUUAAUAAAAAAAGUAUAAUAUAUAUAUUAUAUAUAUAUAUAUAUAGGUAUAAUAGGUAUCGGAAGCUAACAUAUCGUGUUGGACGUCCGACGUUGGUAAGUUUAGCGUCAACCGUCGACGAGUUUGCUGUGAACGUAACUUAGCCCUUAGGUACUGCUCAUGGAAUCGCAUACAUCUCCUCUGCAGUCUGUUUAUUUACAGUGAAAUAUAUCAUGAUAUUUUCAAACUGUCGAUUUUGU
Molecule: messenger RNA, 645 nt
Organism: Acyrthosiphon pisum (pea aphid)
Lineage: Eukaryota; Metazoa; Arthropoda; Insecta; Hemiptera; Aphididae
Product: putative cytochrome P450 6a14
Exons: 1
Coding region: 70-348 (92 amino acids)
Molecular function (GO): heme binding; monooxygenase activity; oxidoreductase activity, acting on paired donors, with incorporation or reduction of molecular oxygen
Source: RefSeq, a predicted model, not a curated record